AUGGCGGCCGCUGAAAACAAUGUGGAACUUAAGCGAAAAGCAGAUGAUAGUCAGGAUGGAGAUGGAGUUGGAAAUGGGGAAGAAGAUGAGUGGGUCGGACCCAUGCCGAGCGAGGCUACAAAGGCCAAGAAACGGAAAGUUCUCGAAUUUGAGCGUGUCUACCUGGACAACCUCCCUUCAGCUGCAAUGUAUGAACGGAGCUACAUGCACAGAGACGUUAUCACACACUUAGUUUGUUCUAAGACAGACUUCAUUAUUACAGCCAGCCAAGAUGGCCAUGUCAAGUUUUGGAAGAAGAAGGAGGAGGAGGGAAUAGAGUUUGUUAAACACUUUCGAAGUCAUCUCGGUGUGAUAGAAAGCAUUGCAGUCAGUGCUGAAGGGGCCCUUUUCUGUUCUGUUGGUGAUGAUCAAGCCAUGAAAGUAUUUGACGUUGUCAACUUUGACAUGAUCAACAUGCUGAAAUUGGGCUUUCAACCAGGCCAGUGUGAGUGGAUCUACAAUCCCGGGGAUGCCAUCUCCACGGUAGCCUGCUCAGAAAAAUCUACAGGGAAGAUUUUCAUUUAUGAUGGAAGGGGAAGCAACCAGCCCCUCCACGUCUUUGACAAGAUGCACUCCUCACCGCUGUCCCAAAUUCGCCUUAAUCCCACGUUUAGAGUCAUCGUGUCUGCUGACAAAGCGGGAAUGCUGGAAUACUGGACUGGCCUCCCGAAUGAAUUCAAGUUCCCCAAGCAUGUGCACUGGGAAUACAAAACAGACACAGACUUGUAUGAAUUUGCAAAACACAAAACCUAUCCCACCAGUCUCGCAUUUUCUUCUGACGGGAAGAAAAUGGCGACCAUUGCUUCUGACAGGAAAGUCAGAAUCUUCCGCUUCCUAACAGGAAAACUGAUGAGAGUGUUCGAUGAAUCAUUAACGAUGUUCACAGAGCUGCAGCAGAUGAGGCAGCAGCUGCCCGACAUGGAGUUCGGGAGGCGAAUGGCUGUGGAGAGAGAACUGGAGAAGGUGGACGGUAUCCGACUGACAAAUAUCAUCUUUGAUGAGACUGGCCACUUUGUGCUCUAUGGGACAAUGCUGGGGAUCAAGGUCAUCAAUGUGGAAACCAACAGAUGUGUGCGGAUCCUGGGGAAGUUGGAGAACAUUCGCGUGGUCCAGCUGAGUCUGUUCCAGGGGGUUGCAAAGGCCAUGCAGGUGGCGCCCACCGUGGAGAUGAAGGCGUCUGACAACCCUGCUUUAGACAGCGUGGAGUCUGACCCCACCAUAUUCUGCACUGCGUUCAAGAAGAACCGCUUCUACAUGUUCUCAAAGAGAGAACCAGAGGAUACAAAGAGCGCAGACUCAGACAGAGACAUCUUUAACGAGAAGCCCUCGAAGGAAGAGGUGAUGGCUGCCACGCAGGCCGAGGGCCCCAAGAGAGUGUCCGACAGCGCCAUCAUCCACACCACCAUGGGAGACAUCCACAUCAAGCUUUUCCCCGUAGAAUGUCCCAAAACUGUGGAGAACUUCUGUGUCCACAGCAGAAAUGGCUACUACAAUGGCCAUAUAUUCCACAGAGUAAUCAAGGGCUUCAUGAUUCAGACAGGAGACCCCACAGGCACAGGCAUGGGAGGAGAGAGCAUCUGGGGAGGAGAGUUUGAAGACGAGUUCCACGCCACGCUGAGACACGACCGCCCCUACACGCUCAGUAUGGCCAACGGCGGGCCGGGCACCAACGGCUCACAGUUUUUCAUCACUGUUGUCCCGACGCCUUGGCUUGACAACAAGCACACAGUGUUUGGAAGGUGUACAAAAGGCAUGGAGGCAGUUCAGAGGAUCUCCAAUGUCAAAGUCAACCCCAAGACCGACAAGCCGUACGAGGACAUCAGCAUCAUCAACAUCACCAUAAAGUGAUCGGACGUCUUAUUCCUGUCCUGUACACUGAUGGUUUCUUGUUUUUUUACCAGAAUGACUUAUUAAGGAAUGCUCUGAGGAUGAGUGUAGUAAGAAUCAUUUGUUAGUUGUGAUGGAGAUGAAGAGUCUCAGUUUGUAAAUAAUCAUUGUGAACAACAUGUAUGGAUGGCAAAGCAGCAGAAAAAGAAAAAAAAAAUCUACCAGCCAGACAAAUAAGGUCAGUCAGUUUAUUUUACAGCA
Molecule: messenger RNA, 2127 nt
Organism: Chelmon rostratus (copperband butterflyfish)
Lineage: Eukaryota; Metazoa; Chordata; Actinopteri; Chaetodontiformes; Chaetodontidae
Gene: ppwd1
Product: peptidylprolyl isomerase domain and WD repeat containing 1
Exons: 11
Coding region: 1-1887 (628 amino acids)
Biological process (GO): protein peptidyl-prolyl isomerization
Molecular function (GO): peptidyl-prolyl cis-trans isomerase activity; protein binding
Source: RefSeq, a predicted model, not a curated record